AACAAAAUAACUUUUUGAAGAAGCAGGUUUCAGUGUCUUAUAAUAAUAUCAGAGUAAAAACAAAACCACAUUCAACUCUAAAGGCGCAGGGCUCCAAAAUGUCUCCUCUUCUCAUCCUCAUCUUCAUUGCCUCAACCAUAACAUUCAGUAGUAAUUAUUCUUCAGUGGCUACAACUCUACCUGACACUGUCCAUCGUAACAACAAGAACCUCUUCUCAGUCUCAGGUGAGCUUAAUUGCAAAUUCAGACAAGCACAACAACAAAGGUUCAGAAAGGAGACAAAAGGUCAUCACAGAGAAUUUCAAGUUUUGUGUCCUUUCUCUGAGGUGAGAUGUGCAAAGACUCGACGGAUUCUGAAACAUAUUAGGCAAGCAAGAAGAAGAGAUCAUCGACACAAACAGAAGACAUCACCAAGACACCUACCAAACAACGCAAACACAAACAAGAACCCAAUAGACAAGAAGUUCUUUUUCCCACCUCCAUUGUUUUUCCCUCCAAACCCAUUUGCACCACCGUCGAUUUUUCCCCCUAACCCAUUUGCACCGCCACCUUCCAUUUUUCCACCAAACCCGUUUGCACCACCACCUUCAAUUUUCCCACCCAACCCAUUUCAGCCGCCGCCACCUUCGAUAUUCCCUCCAAACCCGUUUCAGCCUCCUCGUGCUCCACCUCCAUCAAUAUUCCCUCCAUUAUUUCCACAGCCUCCUCCUGCUCCUCCUCCAUCGAUAUUUCCUCCAUUAUUUCCUCAGCCUCCUCCUCCCGCUCCUCCUCCAUCAAUAUUCCCUCCAAACCCAUUUCAGCCUCGUCCACCUCAGCCUCCUCCCACUCCUCCUCCAUCGUUAUUCCCUCCAUUAUUUCCUAAGCCUCCUCCACCCCCAGCUCUUCCUCCUCCAUCAAUAUUCCCUCCAAAUCCAUUUCAGCCUCGUCCUCCUCUUCCAACUCCUCCUCCUCCGCCAUGGUCUAUCUUUCCUCCACUGCCACCGAUCUUUCCAGGCUUAAAUCCACCACCGCCACCUCCCCCUCCCCCUCCUCCACCUCCAUCAAUCUUUCCAUUUCCUCCAUUCCCGUUCUUCCCACCACCACGCAACCCUGGCCCUCCUCCUGCUUCAUCUUCUUCAGCAAACAAGCAGCCUCCUUAAUACGAACAAGAGUAUCAUAAUAUAUAUACCAAACAUUUACAUAUCUGUUGUUGUAUAUGACAGUCAUAUAUUUACAUAAGGGUAAAAAAUAAAAUAUGAGUUUUCAACUUC
Molecule: messenger RNA, 1250 nt
Organism: Camelina sativa (false flax)
Lineage: Eukaryota; Viridiplantae; Streptophyta; Magnoliopsida; Brassicales; Brassicaceae
Source: RefSeq, a predicted model, not a curated record